Messenger RNA from Poecilia latipinna (sailfin molly), 1237 nucleotides. Its product is annotated as atrial natriuretic peptide receptor 3-like. NCBI's taxonomy places the organism in Eukaryota, Metazoa, Chordata, Actinopteri, Cyprinodontiformes, Poeciliidae. Gene Ontology annotation, biological process: signal transduction. Bases 432 to 1136 code for a protein of 234 amino acids. The transcript has a single exon. Gene Ontology annotation, molecular function: natriuretic peptide receptor activity; peptide hormone binding. The record is from RefSeq and is a predicted model, not a curated record.
GUAUUCUAUGAGCUGUUUGCAGCCUCGAGAGCCAUGCAGAAAGCGGGGCUGUGCUGAAGUGGCUCAUUGUGAGCUCCGCAGCAGUGUAGCUUUAAGAUGGAGGUGGGCAGCGCUUCAUGACGCAGGAAUAUUCCUGAAAGGAUGCUUCAAAACUCCAGACUGGAGCCAGGCAGCGCGUGUGUCUGAACUGGAGCUGAACGGAUCUACGAAACUGCCCGGACUAAGCACUGGGGCAAAUUUUGAUUCUGUAGAACAAAACCCAGAUCUGAGAAGCGUUCUGGUUUUACCUGCUCACUGGAAAUAUUUAACCAGGGCUGUCUGUAGCUCAGUGCGCUGCUUAGGGGGAGCCAACUUGGAGAGAGAAGCGUUUAGAGAACACCUCUGAAGCGUUGAUUGGUUUUUGUCUGAGGCUAAACUUUCAAAGCGGCGCCAUGGCACCGUUCAUUGAACCUUUUCUGUUCUUUUUGGUCAUCUUCAACCCAUUUAUCACCAACUCUUUCACUGAGGAAAUUGAGGUUUUGGUGUUUUUGCCACAAAAUGACUCUUUCCUGUUUUCACAUGCAAGAGUCGCACCAGCGAUCCGUUACGCACAGGACAGACUGAAGGCAGAAUAUCCAGAUUUCCACUUCAACAUUCACUUUGAGAACUCCGACUUGGCCAACCACGCUUUGUUCACGCUGGCGGACAGGUCGUGUAACCUGAAGCCAGACUUGAUCCUCGGUCCAGUACGUGAGUACGAGGCGGCAGGUGUGGUGAGGCUGGCAUCCCACUGGAAAAUCCCGGUGAUAUCUGCAGGUGCUCUGGCCACCGCCUUCAAGAACAAGGAGACGGAGUACUCUCACCUGACUCGGAUCGCCCCGUCCUACGUUAAAAUGGCAGAGACAUUCAAAGCGAUGUUCGAGCACUUCACAUGGAAGAGCGCACUGCUGCUGAUCGAAGACGACAUGAAGGAGCGGGACUGUUACUUCACUUUGGAGGGAGUCUACCAUUUAAUGGAUGACUAUAAUGUGGAAGUUGAAAUAAUCCAUGAACAGGCCCCUUUCAAUAUUGAAGAAACAUUCAAGAAUAAUCAGGACAUGGAAGGUAAAGCGGUUUUAUUGCUUUAUACAAACUGUUUAGAAAAGUGUUUAAAAUAAUCUCACCAAUUACUUUAAAAAUGACAACACUGAAAUGACGAUUUACUAUUUUAUUUGCAAAUAUAUAACUCAUAUAGAAAUAUUGACACCAAGUUUUAUAU